AUGUUUAUCGGUGGCUUGAACUGGGAAACCACAGAUCAAUCACUGAAAGAGUAUUUCUCACAAUUCGGCGAGGUGGUCGACUGUCAGGUUAUGCGCGACGGCGCUACUGGUCGUUCGCGUGGCUUUGGCUUCCUCACCUUCAAGGAUCCCAAGACUGUCAACAUUGUCAUGGUCAAGGAGCACUUUCUCGAUGGCAAGCUCAUCGAUCCCAAGCGUGCCAUCCCUCGCGAGGAGCAGGAGCGUACGGCCAAAAUCUUCGUAGGCGGUGUGUCCCAGGAGUGCACCGACCCCCAGUUCCUCGAAUUCUUCCAGAAGUUCGGCCGCGUGCUGGAUGCCACACUUAUGAUGGACAAGGACACUGGGCGCCCGCGUGGAUUCGGAUUCGUCACCUUCGACAGCGAUGCUGCCGUCGAUCGGACUCUGGAGCAGCCACUGGCGAUUCACGGAAAGAUGAUUGAGGUCAAGCGAGCGCAGCCGCGUGGCAACAUUCGCGAUGACAACGACAACAAGUUCGGAAGACAGAAUCGAGGCGGCGGCGGCAACUGGAACAACAACAACAACAACAACAACGACAACCAACAGAACCAACAAAACCAGCAGGGCCAGGGCGGGACGAACAACAUGAGCCCGGCGAUGAUGGCGCAAUACUGGCAACGCAUGCAACAGUACUUCCAGAUGAUGCAGCAGCAGAUGGCCAUGAACAGCGGCGGCAUGAACCCCAUGGCAGCCAUGCAGAACAACCCGAUCAUGCAACAGUACAUGAACCAGCAAGGCAUGAACCCAGCCAUGAUGCAACAAAUGAUGAGGCAACAGCAGCAGCAGCAGCAGCAAGGCUACGGAGGCGGAGCAGGGAGCCCCAUGCAAAACAAUUCCGGCAAUGAGGGUGCAAAUCAGCCUCCCUUCAACGCGCAGGAACAGCUCAUGUUCGAGCAGCAAAAGUACGAACGACAGCAAUCGGCGCGCGUGCAGCAGGGCAACUACCAAGGCGGCAACACGUGGGAGGGCAUGUACGACGAUGUGCCUGCUCCGUCCGGGGUGCAGGGUGGUGGGGGUCGUGGUGCCUUCGGAGGUGGUCGAGGGGGACGCGGAGGCAUGGGAUCGCAGAGCCCCGCGCCCGCGGGCCAGGCGCCGGCGAACGCACCGACGGGGCCGAAGAACGCGGGCUUGCCGGGCGCCAACUACCGCGGAGGCGGGCGUGGCGGUCGUCGUGGAUACCACCCGUAUGCUCGUGGCGGCGGAUAG
Molecule: messenger RNA, 1242 nt
Organism: Neohortaea acidophila
Lineage: Eukaryota; Fungi; Ascomycota; Dothideomycetes; Mycosphaerellales; Teratosphaeriaceae
Exons: 3
Coding region: 1-1242 (413 amino acids)
Molecular function (GO): RNA binding
Source: RefSeq, a predicted model, not a curated record